AUGCCCGCCAUCACAGUCAACGCUCCCCCUCCACAAGGCGACGAGACCACCCAUAUGCUCGAAGUCAUGCAGCGCGGCGAGCCCUACAUUGCGGUAGACCCCUACAUCAUGCGCCUGAGAGACGUCGCUCAAGAUAAGGUGUACGAGUUCAACUCGAUCAGAGAUACCGACAAGCGCAUGGACGUGCUGGAUGGCGUGGUGGGUAUGCCCCCAAAAGGCGAGAGGAAGGUAUAUAUCAUGACGCCGUUCAUGUUCGAGUAUGGCUUCAAUCUGUCUUUCGGGAACGAAGUCUAUAUCGGGCCAGGCUGUACCUUUAUCGACGUGACUCGAAUCUCGCUCGGCGACCGGACGAUGGUCGGCGCAAACUGUUCCUUUUACACCCCUGCCCAUCCCAUCUCGCCCGAAGCUCGGAACGGCCUGCAAGGUCCCGAGUGGGCCAAGGAGAUCAUCAUCGGCGAUGAUGUCUGGAUCGGUGGCAGCGUGGUCAUCGUCGGACCGUGCCGAAUCGGGAACGGCACAACUAUCGGGGCUGGCUCAGUGGUCACUAAGGAUAUUCCAGAUCGGGUUGUGGCAGUCGGGAAUCCUGCACGAGUCGUGAAGAAGAUUAAUGCCGAUGGGACCGCGGAGCGGGUAGCUAGGGCUUGA
This is a messenger RNA of Dioszegia hungarica, 645 nucleotides long. Its product is annotated as putative O-acetyl transferase. NCBI's taxonomy places the organism in Eukaryota, Fungi, Basidiomycota, Tremellomycetes, Tremellales, Bulleribasidiaceae. Bases 1 to 645 code for a protein of 214 amino acids. The record is from RefSeq and is a predicted model, not a curated record. Gene Ontology annotation, molecular function: acetyltransferase activity. The transcript is spliced from 5 exons.